CAUGAUACAACCAUCUUUAACGGACAAAGCUACCAUCAUUGGCGUUAUUCAUCAUUGAGCCAGGCGCCAUCUCAAAAUACCUGGCAACAUGACAUCCUUCACAUUCGCUCCCCAUCUAGCCCCCUUCAACACCGAUCUUCCCACCUUCUCCGCCACCAAGCCCGGCUUCACCGACUUCGGCGUCGGUGGCUUCAUCUUCUCCGUCCCGCCUCGUGAAGAAACAGCCAGUACAGAGACACCAGAAGCGAAGGUCCUCCUCCUUCAACGCAGCCUCUCCGACUCCUUUGGCGGAUACUGGGAAGGCCCUGGUGGUGGUCUUGACCCGGCUACGGAUCGGACGGUUCUAGAAGGUGCGGCGAGGGAAGUUCUUGAGGAGAGCGGGUUGCAUGUAUCGAGGUUUUUGGAUUUAGUGGCCGUUGAGGAGUGGGCGAGGAUGAAGCUAGAUGGAUUGCAUGUGGUUGCUAAGUUUACGUUUUUGGUCGAGGUUCAUGAGGCUGGUACUAGCAUUGGGGAUGCUACGGAGGGGAUAGGGGAGGUUUCUGGGGGGGCGAUUCAGAAGCGAUGGGAAGAGGGUGUCAAGUUAGCAGAGGGAGAGCAUCAGGAUUACGCGUGGGCGACGGAAGAGGAGGUACGAGAGGGAUUGGAGAAAAGAGGGCCUUAUCGAUUUGUGAACCAGAUGGGAACAAAUCUUCUUAAGGGGUUCGAGAUGGUAACGCAUCUAAACAGUAGGUAGACACAUGUCGUUAUGCUAUUCAAUACAAGUUUAGUCCUCCACCGGAAGAGUACCCUCGGCCUGAAGCUGAAGAGCAACUUCAUCAACAUCCUUCCACACCCGCAACAGAUUGCCUCCAACCACCU
This is a messenger RNA of Aspergillus ruber CBS 135680, 858 nucleotides long. Its product is annotated as NUDIX hydrolase. The transcript has 2 exons. Lineage: Eukaryota; Fungi; Ascomycota; Eurotiomycetes; Eurotiales; Aspergillaceae. Bases 89 to 733 code for a protein of 214 amino acids. The record is from RefSeq and is a predicted model, not a curated record.